AUGGAUGUUGACGAAAACUUCGAAAAAUCCUCAACGAUGUCGAUAAGAAGAAUGAAACAGAAAGUUCCGCUGAUUGAGAAAAAUAUACCGCUUGAGAAGCUUCAGAAAUAUCGAAAGGUUCUCAUGAUGGACGGACUGCAGAACAGGCAGGCCUGUGCAAACCUGGACGACCUGGAGCAGGUUUACUCCGAGGAGCAGCUCAAGUUGGAGCUACAGAACCUUUCACAUCAUGAUCCUUACUUUGUUAAAUGCGAGCUCGAGAAAUACGAAGCAGCUCAGGCAGCUGCCCAUGCACAGGCAGCUGCACAAGCCGCAGCAGCGCAUGCCGCUAACAUGCAUGCUGCUGCCAUGAACAUGCACGCAAUGAAUAUGCACAUGCCAAAACCAAGAUUGGUUCAGAUAGAGAAGCCGCAGAUAAACAAGGUUGAAGAUAUAUUCCAGUGUGACAAAUGUCCUUUCAAAACCUCAAACAGAUACUACUUGAUUUCUCAUCUGGAAUCUGUUCACCAGGCCCCGACCUAUCCCUGCGAUAAAUGUGGUCUUCAGGCCCGGUCUAAGGUUAUGCUGCAGAACCACUACAGAGAAGCGCACGGCAACGUCUCCGUAUUCUGCGGCGAGUGUGAUUUCGUGACAAACAGCGCGGCAAACAUGCGCUAUCACGAGAAGGUUGUUCAUAUCGGUCUACGGUUCCCCUGCGCACACUGCGACUUCAAGGGAAACAAUGAGGAGCAGUUGAAGUCCCAUAUUGAAUCUGUUCACAUCGGGAUCAAACCUAAGCUUGAGAACAACUCUAAACCAGGUACCCCUGUUCUACAGAAUACAACACAAGGUCCACAAGAAGGGCAGUUGCCGCGGAUAAGUACACACGAAAAUGUGGUUGGACCGUUCCAGUGCCCUACCUGUAACUACAUUACCAACAGAAAGAUGAGUCUCAAAAAGCACAUCGAUGCUAUCCACGAUAAGGUGAAGCACCCCUGCGACAAGUGUGACUUCAAGGCCUCCAGCAAGGGAUCCCUCAACAAACACCAUCAAGCCUUUCACAGCGGGCUCUCCUUCGCCUGCGAGGAGUGCGACUUCAUAUCCAACACAUCGCAAACCUUGAGGUUUCACGUGAAAAGUGUUCAUUUAGGUUUAAGGUAUCCAUGUCCUCAGUGUGAUUAUAAAUCCACCACCUCCAGCUAUAUCAAGAUACAUAUUAGAUCUGUGCACGAGAAGGUAAAGCAUCCCUGCGAUCACUGCGAUUUCAAGGCUUCGUCCGCCAGCGCUCUCACCACUCACAUCGAGGCAUUUCACAGCGGGAACAAAUAUCCGUGUGAGAAAUGUGAUUAUGUAGCAAACACUGCCAACGGUCUCAAAACCCAUCACAAAUCAGUUCAUCUUGGUUUAAGGUACCCCUGUCCACACUGCGACUAUAAAUCUACAACCGCCAGCUAUCUCAAGAAGCAUGUUCAGGCCAUACAUGACGGAAUCAAGCAUCCCUGUGACCACUGUGACUUCAAGGCGUCCUCAGCCUGCUCCCUCAACAAGCACGUUGAAGCCUUCCACAGCGGUAUUGAGUUCAAGUGUAAAGACUGCGACUACAUCACGAACACCUUGCAAAGUCUACGCCUGCAUCAGAAGAAGGUUCACCUGGGAAUACGGUAUCCGUGUCCGCAGUGUGAAUUCAAGGCGACAAGUCAGAGCUACCUGAGAACCCAUGUCGCCGCUGUACACGAGAAAGUUCGACAUAAAUGUAUUGAGUGCGACAAAGAGUUUGGGAUGAAGAGUACGUUGAACGCACACAGAAGAACCUCACACAAACAUAUUUUACUUCCGACACAAACACAAACUAUCUGUAUUGAAAACCGGGCCACCGGGGGUAUGGAGACCAGAACCAUUGAGAUCAGACCCUUAGAGAACAGGAUUAUUGAGAACAGACCCCUGGAGAACAGGAUUAUUGAAAACAGACAUAUUGACAACCGACCUCUAGAUCUUAUAGAUAACCGAGGUCAGCAGCAGCAAGAAAACCGGGCGUAGAGGUCACUCAGCUCCUCUUGACAGUCUCAAAUAUAUAUUCGUAUUUGCCAUAAAAACUUACUCCGUGUAGAACAAUGUUAGUGAGAAAAUUACUUUAGUCGGCAUUGCAAUGCUUUGUAAACAGCAUAGUUUUGUUUUUAUGCAAUUGGUUUUACUAUACCAACCUUCGUCGAUGCCUUUAAAUGUAUUUAAAUCACGUUUUUAAUCAGAGUAAUAUUAGCAAAUCCACUAAGAAUGCAUAUAAAUAUUUUAGUAGGUGUAUCAAAUAAUGUAGUGAAAUUUUGUAACAAUAUUGAUAAUGCAUUCUGCAUGAGCGCCAUAUUAUACUCAUUUGACAGGUUUCUGUACAUGUAAAACUCAAGAUAUCCCAAGUAGUGAGUAUAAAAACAUGUACUGUACUGUACAUUACUGUACAGUAACCGGGCGGUGUACACUCUGUGCAAAUCAGGGUUAGAUACUUUUGCUAGCUCUAAGUGGUGUUGAAACUAUAGGAUGCAUCUUUCUGAUUUUAAAUUGAAAUUGAUGCAAAACAAAACAGUCUUCUAAUUUGAUAUUUGUAAAUAGAUCUUGAUAAUUUUUAUCUAAAAUAUUUCUGUAUAUGUAAAAAAUAUGUUUGUAUAUAUUUGUAUAAAUAUAUAAUAUAUAUGACAUAUGUAUGUAUAUAAAUAUAUGACUAGAUGUCAUAGAUACAUCUUGACUUGACUCAUUCUGUUUCUAAUAAACCCCAACUAGUUCCAAGAUUCUGGAUUUUUAAAUCGUGACUCGUGACUCUUGGCACAAGGCUCAAGACUCGUGACUCGUGACUCUCGAUCUAAAAUUUAGAUUUUGGACUAGAAAUUUGAAACAAAAAAUCUGUUUUGAGUCAACAUUGCAAUUUCAUAAAUAUUUUAACAUGUAAAUAUUAUUGUAAAUUGUGAUCGUUACAUUAACUAUGCUAUUUUUUAUAUUAACUAACCGUUUUGUAAAAUUAUGUAAAACCAUCAACGCCAGUUUAACUUAGCACUCCUUAUUUCACGCCAAUUUUAAAAGUAAACAUUGUAAUCUGGUUAAUUUUCAUAUAUUCAAUUAGGAUAAAAAUAUUCCUGAAACUGGUUUCCACGAUUGUUAUUUUAGGUGUAUUUAGUGGAGUUACAAUUCAUAGACUUUUUUCAGUCUUUAUGAAAAAAAUCAGUAUUUUUCACAAGAAAACAUUUUUUACCUGAAAAAAAUCUCAUUUAGUCUUGAAAUGAAAAAUAAAAUUGAUAGUUUUGCCCAAGAAUUCAAACUUUUUAAAAAAUGGAAUUAAUCAUUUUGCUACACAUUUUCUCAACAUUCAGAACCAUUUUUGACCUCCAUUGAUCCGAUCUUUUAUAUCCUAUGCAGCACAUUUUCCAAAUAAAUUUCUUCCAUUCUAUUAAAUUUUAAAUUAAGUAAAAGAUGAAAUUACCCAAAAGUAAUAACAAUUGCUGUUUUCUAUGCUUUACUUCAAGAAUGCAGACUGUUAGUGAUGUAUUUUUAAAAAUUAUUUUUUAUUUGAGAACAGAGAUUUUUAUUAUUCUAAAACUUGCACCAGUUA
Molecule: messenger RNA, 3571 nt
Organism: Eurytemora carolleeae
Lineage: Eukaryota; Metazoa; Arthropoda; Copepoda; Calanoida; Temoridae
Product: zinc finger autosomal protein
Exons: 5
Coding region: 1-2016 (671 amino acids)
Biological process (GO): regulation of transcription by RNA polymerase II
Molecular function (GO): DNA-binding transcription factor activity, RNA polymerase II-specific; RNA polymerase II transcription regulatory region sequence-specific DNA binding
Source: RefSeq, a predicted model, not a curated record